GUGGUAUUGCUGUGCAUUGCUGUUACGGGUGUGUUGUUUGAGUUACGGUUAUACGUAACAAGAAGGAUUGUAGCUAAAUUGGACUGUGUAAGUUGAACAUUUCAUCAAGGCAAUGUGGACAUUACGUCAACGUUGGAUCGACUGGUGAACACUUAGAGAUACUACCACCAUGACGUGCACCAACUUCCCCCCCCUGCCGCCCUCAACGCCCGCAUGGUGAGGAAUGGCAACAUCGUCGACUACUACUGUGCCGCAGGCUUCUCCAUGACUUCAGGUUCCCUCAGAGCCACGUGUGUGAACCCCAACACCUGGUACCCUGACACGCCCCCCGUGUGUACAGUUAUCAAAACUACCCCGGAUGACGUUGUACCGCUGUGGGUCCCCAUAACGUGCGCCAUCCUUCUCUCACUGAUCGCGGCGACGUGUCUCGCCCUCGCCUGCUACUACUGCUGCUGCCGCGGAAGAUGCUGCGCUAACUAUAACAGAAUCAGAGCUUCCACGGCCAGCAUCCAUGACGACGGUUACUAUGACAACAAGGGUCACUAUGGCAACCAGCAGUACAAAGGAGAUGGUUACUAUUAUGACGAUAGAUAUACUUACAGGAAGAGUGAGCCAGGGCGGAAUCAUGACGGGCCAUAUAUCAUUCCUGUCAGUAACAGACAACACCAGUACCCUCUGAACAGAUCCUAUGUGGAAUAUGUUACACGUGAACCACAAAAGCAGAAACCGAAACCGUACAGCCACAUCCCUUCCAAGGUGCGAACCACGCCCACAUCCACCACCCCACGUGUUGAUGUUGUCCACGUGGUCCAACUCACCAAUGGUCAACUCGUCCCAAUGGACAAGUACCUGAGGGAACAUCCUGGAGCCCGUCUGGAGACCCUGGGGGAUAGGGACGUGGUGUAUUCCCCGACAAACAAGACUGAAAAUAAACCAAGACUCGCAUGGAAGACUAAUGUAAGUAGUAACAAGAAGACUCCCCCACCUCCUGUUGUAGCGUCACGUGACAGCAACUCCACCGACCCCGUCGUUGUCACCGUGAUGAACGACCUGAACUACAACCAUCCCGAAAAGGAGAAGGACAAGAAACCAAAGGCGGCCAGUAAGAAGAUCCCUCUCCAGCCACAACAGCCUAGUCACGUGAUCGGGAUCAACACACAAGCUGGCGCGGCUAGACGGCCACGGGAAGAAGACGUUAAGCCACCGAGAGAAAGGAAAGAUAAAUCCACGAAAGAAGUGGAGGAAAACAACUCGAAAGUCGGCAACGACCACCAUCCGGACAACGACACCAAGGACGACAGGGGUUCAAAAAGAGACGACGACGAUGAUAGCGGCAUUAAUAAUGAGUCAGAGCCAGGAGAGCCAAUCAGAGCGCAAUACGUCAGAUCCGGUAGCACCCUGGACUUUGACCUUGACCUUGAAGACAACAAUACACCACCCCAUGGUACUAGACCAGAGUUCAAGAGACACGCCUUCGCUGUGUUAGAUCACAACAGGACGAAACGGGCCAGGGAAUUCCCUGCCUGGAGACCCCACGCCAACCCGGUCCGAAACAUCAACACAAGCACCCAGUGAUGACGUUAUAAAACUAUAAGGCAUCCGGUGGAAUAUCGAAGAGUUAUCAUGCGAAAAGCUAGUAUAAAUAUGGAACACCUAAUCUUGUUGAUAGAUGUACGACACGUUCUGGUAGUUGUACCAGCGGACCUUAUGACACCGUGUGUAGAUUUAUGAAGGUGUCGUGGGCAAUUAUGUAUGUACGAAGCGGUUGAAAAGUACAUAGAGCCUCUAAGGUUUUAGGAUUUUAAGCAGGUGUAGACAAUCUCGCACAAUAACAGUAUUAGAUGUGUUAGACGCUUUAAAGGAGCUAGCGUUUGACUUUUUAAGGGGUUUUGGCUUUAGAUCUUUAGGUACUAUACUUUAGAGUCCUAAUCUCGCAUAAGUGAUGAGUGAGUGGGUCAUUUCAGUUUUACGCCGCACUCAGCAAUAUUCCGGUUAUAUGACGGCGGUCUGUAAAUAA
Messenger RNA from Haliotis rubra (blacklip abalone), 2017 nucleotides. RefSeq lists its product as uncharacterized. The transcript has 12 exons. Bases 214 to 1575 code for a protein of 453 amino acids. The record is from RefSeq and is a predicted model, not a curated record. NCBI's taxonomy places the organism in Eukaryota, Metazoa, Mollusca, Gastropoda, Lepetellida, Haliotidae.